AUGGCAGGCGAAUCUCAGCAAGGCGAGGAUUUGGCUACAGCAAUUUUGAACAAGAAGGCCAAACCCAACCGACUUUUAGUCGAAGACUCUGUUGGCGAUGACGGAUCCGUGGUCUCCUUGAGCCAGGCGAAAAUGGACGAGCUGCAGCUCUUCCGAGGCGACACCGUCAUCCUCAAGGGAAAGAAGCGAAAAGAAACUGUCUGCAUCGUCCUCUCCGAUGACACCGUCUCCGACGAGAAGAUCCGAAUCCCACGAGUCGUCCGGGCCAAUCUCCGAGUUCGAUUGGGCGACAUUGUUCAGUUGAACCCCUGCCCAGAUGUCAAAUACGGAAAGAGAAUCCAUGUCCUUCCAAUCGAUGAUUCCGUCGAAGGCAUCGAAGGCGAUCUUUUCCAGGUUUUCCUCAAGCCGUACUUCACUGAAGCUUACAGACCAGUCCGAAAAGGCGACAUUUUUCAGGCCAAAGGCGCCAUGAGAACCGUCGAAUUCAAGGUCGUCGACUGCGAUCCCGAACCCUACUGUAUCGUCUCUCCUGAUACAGUCAUCCACAGCGAAGGCGACCCAAUCAGACGAGAGGACGUCGAAGAAUCCCUCAACGAGGUCGGUUACGACGACAUCGGAGGCUGCCGAAAGCAAAUGGCUCAGAUUCGAGAAAUGGUUGAGCUUCCUCUUCGCCACCCUGGUCUUUUCAAGGCUAUUGGUGUCAAAGCACCCCGUGGUAUUCUUCUCUACGGCCCUCCUGGAACUGGUAAAACUCUGAUCGCCCGAGCAGUUGCGAACGAAACAGGCGCGUUUUUCUUCCUCAUCAAUGGACCCGAAAUCAUGUCCAAAAUGGCUGGCGAAUCUGAAUCCAACUUGAGAAAGGCAUUCGAAGAAGCUGAAAAGAACGCUCCGUCGAUCAUCUUCAUCGACGAGAUCGACUCGAUUGCUCCCAAGCGAGACAAAACCAACGGUGAGGUCGAGCGGCGAAUCGUCUCCCAGCUCCUCACGCUCAUGGACGGCCUCAAGCAGCGAGCUCAUGUCGUCGUCAUGGGCGCGACUAACCGACCCAACUCGAUCGACCCCGCUCUUCGACGAUUCGGCCGAUUCGAUCGGGAAGUCGACAUUGGCAUUCCAGAUACUGUUGGUCGAAUGGAGAUCCUUCAGAUUCACACCAAGAAAAUGAAGCUCGCUGAUGAUGUCGAUCUUGAACAGGUUGCUUCCGAAACUCACGGUCACGUCGGUGCCGAUUUGGCUGCUCUUUGCUCCGAAGCUGCCCUUCAACAGAUCCGAGGCAAGAUGGAGCUCAUCGACGUUGACGAAGACGUCAUCGACGCCGAGGUCAUGGACCAGCUCGCUGUUACCAACGAGGACUUCAAAUUCGCUCUUGGCCAGUCGAAUCCAUCUGCGCUCCGAGAAACCGUCGUCGAAGUUCCCAACGUCAGCUGGAGCGAUAUCGGUGGUCUCGAAUCGGUCAAACGGGAGCUCCAGGAACUCGUCCAGUACCCAGUCGAACAUCCGGAGAAGUUCUUGAAGUUUGGAAUGAAUCCAUCAAAGGGUGUUCUUUUCUACGGUCCUCCUGGUUGUGGUAAGACCCUCCUCGCCAAGGCUAUUGCCAACGAGUGCCAGGCAAACUUCAUCUCCAUCAAGGGUCCCGAACUGCUCACCAUGUGGUUUGGUGAAUCCGAGGCGAACGUCCGAGAAGUCUUCGACAAGGCUCGACAGGCCGCUCCCUGCGUCCUCUUCUUCGACGAAUUGGACUCGAUCGCCAAGGCUCGAGGCGGCUCCAGCGGUGGUGAUGCCGGCGGCGCUGCUGAUCGAAUCAUCAACCAGGUUUUGACCGAAAUGGACGGUAUGGGCGCCAAGAAGAAUGUCUUCAUCAUUGGUGCUACCAACAGACCCGAUAUUAUUGAUCCGGCUGUUAUGCGACCAGGUCGACUCGAUCAGCUGAUGUACAUUCCACUUCCAGAUGAGGCUUCCCGACUCUCCAUCCUCAAGGCUAACCUCCGAAAGUCGCCAGUCGCCCCAGACGUCGACCUUGAGCACUUGGCUCGCGUUACCAAGGGCUUCUCCGGUGCCGAUUUGACCGAAAUCUGCCAGCGUACAUGCAAGCUCGCCAUCAGAGAAUGUAUCGAAAAGGACAUUCAGCACGCUCGAGAACGCGCCGAAAAGGGUCUUGAGGACAUGGAUGACGAUUUCGACCCCGUUCCUGACAUCCGACGAGAUCACUUCGAGGAGGCGAUGAAAUUCGCUCGACGAUCAGUCUCUGAUGCUGACAUCAGGAAAUACGAAGUCUUCGCUCAGACUUUACAACAAGCCCGAGGCUUCGGAAACUUCCGAUUCGAGGGCGGAAACACUACCGCUGGUGCCGCAGCCGCUGGCGGCAACGACAUCUACGGAGCUAACGAUGAUGACGAGGAUCUGUACGGUUAA
Oikopleura dioica is the source of this 2409-nucleotide messenger RNA. NCBI's taxonomy places the organism in Eukaryota, Metazoa, Chordata, Appendicularia, Copelata, Oikopleuridae. The record is from the annotation of a GenBank genome assembly.